AUGGCAUUACGCAGACGAACUUUGCUCAAAGUCAUUGUUCUUGGAGACAGUGGGGUUGGAAAAACUUCAUUGAUGAAUCAAUAUGUGCACAAGAAGUUUAGUCAGCAAUAUAAAGCUACAAUCGGUGCUGAUUUUGUCACCAAAGAACUGCAGAUCGAUGACAGACUUGUUACUCUACAAAUAUGGGACACUGCAGGGCAAGAGAGAUUUCAAAGUCUUGGUGUUGCAUUUUAUAGAGGGGCAGAUUGCUGUGUUCUAGUCUAUGAUGUUAAUGUAAUGAAGUCAUUUGAUACACUUGAGAACUGGCACGAGGAGUUUCUCAAACAGGCAAACCCUCCAGAUCCAAGGACUUUUCCAUUUAUAUUGCUUGGAAACAAAAUUGAUAUUGAUGGUGGGAAUAGUCGGGUGGUUUCUGAAAAGAAAGCAAAGGACUGGUGUGCUUCAAAAGGCAAUAUUCCUUACUUUGAGACAUCAGCAAAAGAGGACUACAAUGUUGAUGCCGCAUUCCUAUGUAUUGCCAAAACUGCUUUAGCCAAUGAGCGUGAUCAGGACAUAUAUUUUCAACCUAUUCCAGAGGCUGCUGCUCCAGAGAAUGAACAGAGGGGUGGAUGUGCAUGUUGA
Messenger RNA from Lathyrus sativus (Indian pea), 621 nucleotides. The record is from the annotation of a GenBank genome assembly. Lineage: Eukaryota; Viridiplantae; Streptophyta; Magnoliopsida; Fabales; Fabaceae.